GAAAAAAAAAACAAUGAAGAAUAAUGAACGAACGAAUAUAGUAACUUUUGAAAGACUUUCGCCAAAUAUUUAACGUUAUGAACAUUCAAUUAAGACAUUAGAUAUGUCUGGUUCAAAGACAGACCAGCGUUUUGCGGAUUAUUUCGUGAUAAGUGGCCUGGAUGUGACGUCUGGGUUGGAACCUGAUCAACUUUCGGGUGAGAAUCUUCACUGUGCACCAUUGUUUAGACCCUAUAAAUCACGAGUAUUGGCCAAUUAUCCAGAUUCUUUGCCAUGGAACCCUAUAGACAAAGACGCCAUUGGAAUGCUGUGCUUGCCGAAAGGUUUAACGUUUCGGACCGAGAGACAGUCGAGAAAAGCAAAGUUUCACUCAUUCAUUAUAACGAGAGAAGAUGGUUCUAGAUUGUACGGAUCUUCCUAUAUAUUCUACGAGGAGGUCACCAAUGCCCAGAUCUGUGCGGCCAUGCAAACAUUACAGCAUAUGCACGAGGCCGAGGUUUCCAACAUACAUACUCAGAAUGUAGUGUCAAUACAAGAACCUCUGCGAGAUCAAAGUCCACUGUUGGAAUAUCGAAUCAUUAACCCUGACGAUACUUACGACAUCAAAAUUGAUAAGUUAUACGUAACUAAAAGCAUAUGUCUUAUAUCACAAGUUCAGUUUGUUUCGGCACCGAGGACUUUUCUAAAACAACUUUGCGAUGCGGUUACAAAGCCGAUCAGUUUUCAACAGCCGUUGGAGGCGUAUGUGUACAAUCUACUUUACGAUGUGCCGUUACCUCCCCCUGGCAGGAGCAUGAAGUUUUACGGAGUAACCUCCCCUAUAUUUUGUCAGAGACCAAUGGCAUGGGAUAAUACAAAAGGCACCGGUGAGUUACCAUUGUUUGAUUUCUCACUUUGGGAUCUGGUUCGGUUAUUAGGUCUGGAUCAUCUGGUGCAACUGUUCGCCAGCGUUCUACUUGAGCACCAGAUACUCCUUUACUCAUCAGAUUACCAUCGUUUGAUGUUGGUGGCAGAGAGUAUAAAUGAGCUGAUAUUCCCGUUCACAUGGCAACAUGUGUAUGUUCCAAUCUUGCCAGCAUCGUUACAACAUUUUCUGGACGCGCCUGUACCGUAUAUAAUGGGCUUACAUCAUGCGGAGGAAGAUACCUCUAAGCCACAACUUCCUAAUGAAGCAAACUUGUGUUUUGUUGAUAUUGACAACAACAGCGUACAAGUGCCUGAAGAUCUGCCCUCAUUUCCCUUUGAGCAGGAGUUGAAAGAAGAACUUUAUCAGGCUAUUGUUAGUAGUAAAGAACGAAUGCUUAAAGAGACAUUCAUUGACAGUGUGAUUUCUAGUCCUAAACGGAAACCUCUUAGUAAUAAAUUUACUAGUGUUGCGUCUGAACCGGUUCUGAAAAAGGCGCAGAGUUCGCCUGGUCUCGAAAAAAUGGAAAUCUUACAGCAGAGUGAAGCGUGGUCAAAGAUAUCGGCAAUAGCGAAGAAAACUGGAGUUUGGAAUAAAGAUUUUCAGAAUUACGAUUCAGAACAAACAACGAAGAUUGCCAAAGAGGAGACGACGAAAGAGAAGUUUCAGGACUUGGCAUCGAUGCCAAGUCGAGAAUUAGAAGAAUUAAAGUUUAAUAACUCGAUUCGAGAAAUAUUUUUAAACAGAUUUGUACAGAUGUUUUGUUGGUAUGAAGAAUUUGUGAUACUAAAUUCACAGGAUAUGGACUCUUGGUUGAGUAACCGUGAGUCGAUGCAGAAUUUUGAUAAAGCGUCUUUCCUCAGUGAUCAACCUGAAACUUACUUGCCUUUUCUUAGUCCGUUUCUAGAGACACAGAUGUUUGCUACCUUAAUUGAUAAUAAGAUCCUGUCCAAUUGGGAAGAGUCGGAGUUAAAUCUGAAAGUGUUUCAUAGCCGCGUAAAGUCACUGCGAGAAGGUUUAGAUAUUUCUGCGCCUAGAUCUCAUAUCUAUGUUCAUUGCUCAAGAAUAAAAGACUCUGAGAUUCUGAUAGAGAAAAGAUCCUCAUACAUAGAUCAUAUAGCCAAGAAACCACAGUUGCCAGAGGGGAGUCCUGAUCCACCAAAUAUUGAGCUUGGUUUCUUCCCAAUACUAGACAAAAAUAUACUCAACUCAGAAGCCAAUUUAAAGCCAAAGAUGAAAGACAGUGCCAAAUGGAGAAGAAAGGACCGACUAUUACAACAGUCGGAACAUUUGAAGCUCAACUCACGACAAAGAGAGUUGUCACUAGAAGGUUCUGUUGCUAAGCAAACCUGGCUAAUGACUAGAGCCACAUUUAGUUUCAAUCCCGAGGAUGUGAGCUCCGAGUCUGACUCUGAUUCAGAAGAAGAGAAUAUGUUAACAGGAGAUUUUGAAAAAUAUAUGGCAGAGGCGCGAAGUAAGUCAUUACAGCCGAGACUGACGGAAAUGGCUGCAGGAGGUAUGGCUCAAACCAACUGGAAAUUUGUGGAAGCUUUGCUCAAAGAAUGUAAAACCAAGACAAAGCGAAUGUUGGUAGAGAAAAUGGGACAAGAGGCUGUAGAAUUAGGUCAUGGUGAAGGUAACAUUACAGGUGUUGAGGAGAACACAUUGAUAGCAAGUUUAUGUGACCUGUUAGAGAGAAUCUGGAGUCAUGGUCUUCAAACUAAGAAGGGGAAGUCAGCAUUGUGGUCUCAUCUUCAAAACUAUGUAGAGAUAGAGGAAGGUAACAGUGACACUGGGAGACAGGUUGACCCGAACCUGUUGUCCCCAGGUAAUAAACCGGAUUGCCACGUGUUGGUUCCCAAAGGGAUGAGAAGGAGCAAAUCUCUCGACAUAAACUCAUUUGCUGAUCUCUAUGUUACCUUGUGCAAUUUAUCUUCCAUGGCAUUGACAGAAGGGGAGAAAACUGUGAAACGUGGGCACCGCCGCACUGGUAGUCGUGGUAACAUAGAGCUUCCAGUCCUUAAACCUCUACCUCAAACAUUAGCCUGUGACAUGAGAAAAGUACAAGAGAUGACAGAUAUAAAGACAGAUGUGGGUUGUGCCAGGGCGUGGGUCCGGCUGUCUUUAGAGAAGAAAAUGUUGUCCACUCACCUAAAAGAGCUCCUCUCAGAUUCCUACCUGCUCAGGAGUUUAUACAAGAGAUAUGCGUUCCUGAGAUGUGAGGAUGAACGAGAACAGUUCCUCUAUCAUUUACUGUCACUCAACGCCAUGGACUAUUUCUGCUUUACCAACGCAUACAUUAACACUGUUGUUCCAUACCGUGUGUUGUUAUACCCAAGUCUGAAGUUUGGUUGCACAACUACCAGUGCCAAUCCCUGGAUCACAUUUGCUGGUCACAUGGGUGAAACAGGUAUUAUAGAAAUACCAAAAGGAGUCCUAGAGUUUUGCGUAGAGCACAAGAAUCUUGGAGUAUUGACCACAUUACGUCUUGGACAUGACAACAGCGGUCUGACACCCAAGUGGCUGAUAGAAUAUGUUCUUAUUAGAAAUGAAAUUUCUGGACAUACAUACAAGUUUCCGUGUGGAAGAUGGCUGGGUAAAGGUGUAGAUGAUGGAAGUAUAGAAAGGUUAUUGGUUGCAGAGCUACUACCACCUAACACUAAUACUGAAGACAUUAUAGCCGCCAUCGGAACUCCUCCGAGGUCAAGGUCACCUGUAUCACCAAGGAGACCUUUGGAACAAGGAGGAUUUACCAUACCAGAUAUACAGGAAAUGUUAGGUCAUGCUGUAAAUGGUCUCAUUAAACAUUACUAUAAACCAGAGAAAGAGAGAGGUAACCUGACCUACCUGUUGUGUGGUGAGAGGGGACUGGUACCAUGUAUAGAACAUAUUUUCUUGUAUGGGUUCAGAUCUGCAAGAAUCUUCCGGAACAAAUUCUACAUUUGGGACUAUCUGGAAAAGGUAAAGACACACCUGGAAGCAACAUUGGAAGGAGAAAUUCGUCGGCCAUCAUCUGACAUUGACAGGGCAGGGUUCUGGAUGUUUUGUAAUUUACUCACCAAAAUAAACAAUGCCGCAGAAUCUGUGGGUAAAGAUGGGAAAUUACAGAUCUUUAUUUGUGUUGCUGUCAGAGACCACACCCUACAAAAAUGGCUUCCAAUGAUUGCCAAGAAUAUAGUAACAGCACAAAUGUACGAGGAGAAAUCAUUCAUGCGUGACAAUGACCUCAUAACUUUCAUCAUACACAUUCUAGACACACUCAACGACUUUGAUAUAAUUCUAGAAUCAUCGCUGGUCCGUGGCUUAAAUAUCUGAGUUUUCGUUUCAUGCUUGACUUGAUGAAUUUAGUGCCAAACUCAUCACUUUUAUUCGGAGGCUAAGCCGUCGUGUAAUUUUUGACAGUGUGUGAACCUAAGCUUGAUAUAUUUUGUCAAAGAACUGUCACUCAUAGGUCAUACUGUCAUUAAAAGUUGCUUAAUUUGAAGUUAUGACAUGCAGUUAGAGAGUGAAAUUUCAUUCCUUUUGAAAGAGUUAGCACUUGCUGCUUGCCCUAGCAAUGAGUUACAAAAAUGUGAACCUUAGAAUAUUGAGAAAAAAAAUGUCAGUUUCAUGGCUUGGCUCGACACUUCAGCAUUUUAUUGAGCAUUUAAUUAUUUCCCAUUUUUAUGGAAAUUAUUAUAAACCUUUACAAUGUGUCACUGAAGCUGCAAAGCAUAUGCCAUCAGCUCAGAAUGCAGCCAACGUGCUUACAUGCAUUCAGUCUAUUUGAACAGUCUGUAUACUGGUGCUGAACAACUUCCAAACUUACAUAUGAUAUCACUGAAAUAUAAAAUGUUUCAACAUGAAAGCUGGUGGCACACGUAUAGGGUUCAGCAGGUGAAUAGUGUUCUUUGUUGAGAUAUGAAUUUCUCAAGUUGAUAUCAAAUGUGUGUAUUUUAUACUUAAUUUAGUCAUAAUAUUCACCUCUACAUUGCAUAAUCUAGUGAAUAUACUGUAAACAGGUCUCAUGUUUAUAUAAUGAUAUAUGCAUGGCAACGCUUUUUAAUCCUAACCACACAUAUACCUAAAAUGAACUUGUCCAUCUUUAAGUCUGGACGAAACCAUUCAUAAAAAUAACAGUAUUUACCCAUCUAUAAGUCAGACCACUUAUAAGACAAGGGUCCUUAUUUUGACUUAAAAGUUGCAGUUUCUGCAUUGACCCUUUUAUAAGACUGGAGUAGUUUUGAUUUGAUAUAACAUUUUUAUAAUGUUAACAAAAUAAACUGGGCUUUAUAUCGUUAGAUAUGUAAAAACCUUUUAUCAAUUAUGAUAUUUACUUGGGAACUAUUUUUCAUGCUUCUUAUUUAAAAAGCCUAAUCACACAUGUGCGACUAGUUUAUUGUGGCAAGGUUAAUCUGUUUGUUUCCUUCAUAUUGUCAAGGUAUGUGAUAAAUAGAAUAUAAUAGAAUUGCCAAAGUCUGGCUGCAUACUGUUUCAUUCAACUCAUUCAUUAAGUUCAAUAUGGAUUCCACACUCAUAAGAUAUCCUCUCAUUGUUCUUCAUUAAGAUCUAUUGUUUUUAAAAUUAUUGUUUUCUAUGCUGUAAGCUUUAUGUUCAUUUAUAGAGCAUUUUAUCAAAAAAGACACUGAAAUUAAACUCUUCCAUCAUGUAUGUGUACAGUAUAUAUGUGGAUUUAAAAAAAAGUUUUACUCUCAAGUGUGGGAAGUGCUCCUGUUUAAUGAUGGACAAGUAUUAAGCUGGCUAGGAGGUUAAACAUAAGGGAGUACAUGUAUUAUGUAUUAGGAUUGUAUUUAUACCUUAAUGUCUUGGACAACUCAUAGGAGAAGCUAUAAAGCUGCCAUUUAGAGCCAUUUCAAUAUUUUUUGUUUAUUUAUUUUUUGUUUGUUUUCUUAUUGAAAGGUUUAAUGGCCUUAAUACUCAUUAGUUAUGGUGAUAUUGAAGUACAUGACGGUUAUAAACCUUUGUUCAUAAUAUAUACAGUGAAAUUUUCUAUAUUUACAGUGGAUUUAAGUGGAUAUUUUGCUUUAUUAACAGUGGAUUUAAAUGGAUUUGUUCUAUAUUUACAGUGGAUUUAGGUAGAUUUGUUCUGUAUUUACAGUGGAUUUAAGUGGAUUUUUUGCUUUAUUAACAGUGGAUUUAAGUUGAUUUGUUCUAUAUUUACAGUGGAUUUAGGUAGAUUUGUUCUGUAUUUACAGUGGAUUUAAGUGGAUUUUUUUCUACAUUCUAUGGUCAAUUUAAGUUAGUUUAGCCCACUGUAAAGCACUUGUUUGACAUAGAAAAUUUUAAUGAAAUUCAUUAUAAAAAUUAUGUCUUGGCUUCAAUUUUGUUCAAAAUAGUUAAAUAUUAGAUGCAUGUAGUAUGUGAAAUAAGAUUAAAUGAAAUUGUACAAUAUAUAUAUAAUAAUAACUGUUUGAUUGAAAAAUCUAAAGCAAUUUUAUUUUAUCCAUGUACAUGUAUUUGGAGUUUCUUAUGAUAACUUUUGACCUCAUAUUCAAAUUUGUAAUCAGAUUUGCACCUUUUAUUCCAACAACUGGAAGCAGGACUUGUGUUUCUAUUUUUUGUUUUUCAUUUUUUCAAAGUUAGGAAUAAACCAGAUUACAAUUUUGUUGUUGUUGAAGUAUUGAGAUUCUUUGACAAAUCAAAAGUAUUUACUGAUUAAUAUGUACAUGCUUGUUUAAGACAUUAGUUUCACUCGACUGUUUAUUUGUAAACUUCACUUAAAGUGAACUUAUAUUUGUUUCUGAUAAUCUUGCCACUUUGUUUUAUACAUGUUCAUGUAUAAUGUAUUAAUGAAUAAUGUUGCAAUGGACAUUUCCUGUUGUUUAGAAGAGAAAAAUAAAAACGGCUUCAGCUUUUCUAAAUGAAAAGCCAAUUUGCUUAAAACUGUAAACACUGGAAAUGUACAUUUUUUCAAAAUUGUUGGUUUUUUAACAAUGUUAUAUGAAUACUAUUUUACAAGUCACUUUUACAUUAAAUAUGAAUUUGAGAAUUUUGAGACCAAUAAGUUAGCUUUAUUUUCAGAGAUUUAAAAUAAGCCAAUGGUUGAGCUUUAUUUUUCUGAGAAUUUAAAUUGGCCAAUGGUUGAGCUUUAUUUU
Molecule: messenger RNA, 6999 nt
Organism: Ruditapes philippinarum (Manila clam)
Lineage: Eukaryota; Metazoa; Mollusca; Bivalvia; Venerida; Veneridae
Product: DENN domain-containing protein 5B-like
Exons: 26
Coding region: 104-4219 (1371 amino acids)
Molecular function (GO): guanyl-nucleotide exchange factor activity; small GTPase binding
Source: RefSeq, a predicted model, not a curated record